Molecule: messenger RNA, 2544 nt
Organism: Dioszegia hungarica
Lineage: Eukaryota; Fungi; Basidiomycota; Tremellomycetes; Tremellales; Bulleribasidiaceae
Product: putative vacuole organization and biogenesis-related protein
Exons: 12
Coding region: 1-2544 (847 amino acids)
Biological process (GO): vacuole fusion, non-autophagic; endosomal transport; intracellular protein transport
Cellular component (GO): HOPS complex; lysosomal membrane; cytoplasm
Molecular function (GO): actin binding
Source: RefSeq, a predicted model, not a curated record
AUGACCAUCCUCCCGUCUCCCACAUUGUCAUGGGAUACCAUCCAGAAUGUCUUCUACCGCAAGGAAGAGGUAUAUCAGAUGGCCUGGUCCAUCCCGGACCUCUCGGACUAUCUCAUUGCGGCUGCAAGAAACGGUGGACCUAUAGCUAUGAUUCGGGACGAGCGGAAGGUCAUGCUGCUCGGGAAGCACACGCCUGGGAAGCCCAAGAUACAUAUCUACACUGCAGCAGGGGCCCUGCUCAGCUCGUUGACGUGGGACUUGACACCGCCAAUCCUCAUGCACUUCACCUCGACCCACCUCGCUGUCGUCUCGGACGAAGGCACAUACCGGCUCUACGAUCUCUCAAACCCUCAACAGUAUACUCAACAUACGCUCGGCUCGGAAGCGUCAGAGAUGGGGCUGGUCUCGGCCAAGGGGUACGACGAGGGGUUCGUAGUUCUGACGGGCGGAUUGCAGUUCUUGGAAGUUGCAGGAUGGAAGGGCGGGCGGGUCACACCUCUAGCAGGGAGUAGUCUGACAGAUCCACCUACAUCAUGGGCCAUCAUCCCACCCGACCAGUCCUCUAGCGGUCAUAUCGAAAUCCUCAUUUCUACCGGAACCACCAUCGUGACCCUGGACGCCCUGGACCGGAUAGACCAGCGGAUCUCACGCGGGCCCUUCUCACAUAUCCUCCCUUCGCCAAACGGACGCUUUCUUGCCCUAUUGACGGGCUCGGGGUCAUUAUGGGUCGUUUCGGCCGACUUUGGGCGGAAUCUCUCAGAUGUGAGCCUGGCGGACGUCAUGGAUGGGGAUGAGGUCGGUGGCAUACCGGACGGAGCGGGAUGGUGUGGCGACAACGCGGUGGUCUUGUCCUGGGGAAGCAAAGUCGUCGUCGUCGGUCCAUCAGGGGAUUGCCUAAGGUACGAUUAUCCCCCCUCAGUCCACCUCGUGACCGAACCAGACGGUCUCCGUAUUCUAAGCUCUUCCACGUCAGACUUUAUCCAAAAAGUCCCAGAUUCUUCUCUGGCGGUCUUCUCCCCUGGAUCCAGCCAUCCCGCUGCCACGUUAUACGACGCGCUGGAUCUCUUCGACCGGCGCAGUCCAAAAGCCGAUGAGAUAAGGAGUAUACGCGCAGAUCUGGCAUCCGCGGUCGACAUGUGUAUCGACGCAGCGGGACGGGAAUGGGAUGCAAAUUGGCAGCGGAGACUACUGAGGGCAGCCCAAUUCGGCCGAGCCUUCCUGGACCUCUACAAUCCUUCCGACUUUAUUAACAUGGCUCAAACCCUCAAAGUUCUGAACGCUAUCCGAUACUACGAAAUCGGCAUUCCCCUCACUUACGCUCAAUACCUCCUUAUCGGCCCCUCCACACUCAUCUCGCAUCUCCUCUCUCGAAAUCUCCACCUCCUCGCAUUGCGAAUAUCGCAGUACCUGUCACUCCGGCCCGACCCGGUCCUGAAACACUGGGCAGCGGCCAAGAUAUCGCGUUCGAAGGGGGUGGAUCCGAGUGAGCGGGGGAUAGGCGAGGAUGAGGGGUUGUGUAGGGUUAUAGUGGACAAGUUUGAAAAAGAGGGGGAUCGGGGGGUGAGCUAUGCGGAGAUUGCGAAGAAGGCUUGGGAGGCGGGCAGGGUCAGAUUGGCGACUAUGCUGCUAGACCACGAGAGGAGAGCGGCGGAGCAGGUCCCGCUUCUCUUACAGAUGAAGGAAGAGAAGGUCGCUUUGGUCAAAGCGAUAGAUUCAGGCGAUACCGAUCUAGUCUAUCACGUUCUGCUCCACCUGCACUCGUCCAAAUCGCCCGGCGACUUCUUUGCGAUCCUUGACGACUCGUCCAACCCCCAACUCACACCCGCCAUCAACCUCCUCCAGGUCUACGCAAAAGAGGGGGAUCGCCGACUCCUCCGUGAUUUCUACUAUCAAGACGAUCGGCGGACCGAGACUGCGUGUUUGGAGAUGCAGGAGGCUGGGGAGGCUGUCGAGCCAGAAGAGCGAGUAGGCAAGUUGCAAGCUGCCUCGAAAGCGUUUGGAGAGGACAAGGAACGAUUGUUUGAGGCCAAGAUGGUUGAAGACGCGCACCGACUGCUCUCGUUCCAACUUGCUCAAGAACGCGAGCUCGACCAUAAAUACAAGUUCGCCGGUUUGUCAGUCGACCAAUUCAUCUCCCGCCUCCUCACCGAGGGCUUUUCCAAGCGCGCCGAGAAAGUCAGAAAUGACUUCAAGGUCCCGGAUAAACGGUGGUGGUGGGUCAAGCUGAAGGCUUUGGCGGGGAAUAAAGAUUGGGACGGGUUGGAAGCGUUUGCCAAGUCCAAAAAGAGCCCUAUAGGGUAUGAGCCUUUUGUUACACAUCUGCUUGCCCUCAGUCCGCCACAACCUGCCCAGGCGGCCAGCUUUGUUCCUCGGUGUGAUCCGAAAAUCAGGGCGGACUUGUAUGUCCUAUGUGGAGACUGGGGGACAGCAGCGGAAGCGGCGGGGGAGAGAAAAGACAAGGCCAAGUUAGAACAGCUGAGAAGAAGUGCACCAAAUGGCAUAGCUCAAAGAGAAGUCGACGAGGUCAUCAGGCGGAUGAAGUGA